AAUGUUAAAACAUACUGUUCUCUCUGGUUUCGUUAAAGCUGGCUUUGCUGGUGAUAAAGAACCAAAAGCAGUUUUUCCCUCCUUUGUUGGUAGACCAAAACAUUCUACUGCCUUCUACCGAAGAGAUUUUGUUGGAGAUCAAGCACAAUCAAGGAGAGAUAUCCUACAUCUUAAAUAUCCAGUACAACAUGGUAUUAUAACUAACUGGGAUGAUAUGGAAAAACUAUGGCACCAUACUUUCUACAAUGAACUUCGUAUUUCACCUGAAGAACACGCUAUUUUGCUGACAGAAGCCCCCUUAAACCCAAAAACCAAACGUCAAACCAUGACACAAAUAAUGUUUGAAACAUUCUCCAGCCCAUUUAUGUAUCUAAGUAACCAAGCUUCACUUGCCCUGUAUGGGUCAGGAAGAUCAACUGGUGUGGUUGUGGACUCUGGCUAUGGUGUUAGCCAUAUUGUCUCAAUCAAUGAAGGUUAUGCCCUUCCUCACGGAACUUUGCGUCUUGAUAUGGCUGGAAAGGAUUUGACCAAUUACUUGAUGAAACUACUUUCUGAAAAAGGUUAUGUCUUCACCACUUCAGCUGAGAAGCAAAUUGUAAAAGAUAUCAAGGAAAAAUUAGGCUAUGUGACACCUGAUUUUGAGGAAGCAAUGAGAAAGUAUGAUUCAUCUGUUGAAAUGAAGUACAAAUUGCCUGAUGGACAAGAAAUAGCUAUUGGAAAAGAGGCAUUUCGGUGUCCUGAAAGCCUAUUCAAACCUUACUUUUUAGGAAUGGAAUCAGAUGGUAUACACAGAACAAUUUUCAAUUCUAUAGUGAAAUGCGACGUUGACAUCAGGUGA
Dimorphilus gyrociliatus is the source of this 838-nucleotide messenger RNA. The record is from the annotation of a GenBank genome assembly. Lineage: Eukaryota; Metazoa; Annelida; Polychaeta; Dinophilidae.